AUGACAACCCAACUCUCCACCCUCCCCCUUUUUGGGGACAAGCCCGCCGCCACCACCACUACCACUUCCCGUUCCCAAAAAUCAACCAUGACGACAACAACAACAACAACAACCACCACCACCAUCCCUCUUGACAUUUCGAAACCUUACCCACCAACCCCCUGCCCCUCCCCGGACCUCAACGGAAUCGGUCUCACUUACCAAGUCAACCUCGGACAUGUGGACGUGACAGACUUGGAUGAAGAGCGAGGGAGGAAACGGCUGCGUUACUGCGAGGAACCCACACCCAACGACGAUCAAGCUUCCAAACGGACCAACACGCCUGAUUCGCUCCGCGGAAGGUGUAGAUACCGCUCGAGCAGUGUUCUGAAUAGAGCUUGGCCGAGGGAGGAGAGGAGGGGAGGGACAGGGAGGAAGAGGCAUGAGAGAAGUCAAAGUCCGUCGAGGUCAGGGUCGCCGAUGGGGGAGGGGGGGAGGAGGAGGAUGAGGACUAGGAGUCGGGGGAGGGAGCAUACCCGGUGA
This is a messenger RNA of Podospora pseudopauciseta, 522 nucleotides long. RefSeq lists its product as uncharacterized. NCBI's taxonomy places the organism in Eukaryota, Fungi, Ascomycota, Sordariomycetes, Sordariales, Podosporaceae. The record is from RefSeq and is a predicted model, not a curated record. The transcript is spliced from 2 exons. Bases 1 to 522 code for a protein of 173 amino acids.